AUGCUCCAGCAAGAAGGAUUUGUCGUCGCCAGUAUGAGUGCGCCGACUGCUUCGCCCACUCCCUUGCAGCGGUCUAGCUGGAAGGCCGAGGCGAUUAGAAGAGGGAAUCUGAAGAUUAGCGGCCCAAUUCCAAUUACGGAAGAUAUGCCACUGAACGAGGAAGAAGAGAAGGAGUUUGCAGAAAAUGGUGCGCUGGACCGGUCAUUGCAGCCGCAGGACGCAUCCCAGGAAGAGCAGCAUCCGCCGCAGGAAACUCCAUCACGACCAGUUCAAUCCCCGCCGACCAUUCCUGAGCAUGCUGAGCAUCCCACGGCACUGGGGUCAAACCCGGUUGUAGAGCAGCCACAGCAAGAGACGGAGACGCAUGAGCGCCCUGUUUCAAGGUCGCCGCCAAAGGUGCGGCAAUUGAAUCAAGUCCAGCGCGGAAGCGUCAUCACUUCAAGCCCACUUGCAUCCCCGACGCCUUUUCGGUCAACGCCAGAAAGCGCUGCCAUGGCUGCCCAGAAGAAAAAACGCAAGAGUGGACUCCGGAACGUUUUCCGGAAAAUGUUUGGCAGAAAGACCCCCGAGAAGGCUGAGGAUCAUACCGAACAUCGUCCCGAAGAUACGAUGACACGCGGUCACAGUUAUCAUCGCAGUGAACCUGAGUUGCGCCGAGCUUCGCCGCCAAGAGAACCACCGAGGACCCCCACUGGACCUCGGAUAUCAGAUCUGCCAGUCAAGGAGCUGGAACCGCUUCACCCAUUGGGCCAGCAUCUUCCGUAUCCUAUGAAUGUGAAUGCGCCUCCAGCAAGUCCACCCAAGGAGUACCUUGUUCUUGACACGUCAAGACCGGAUUUUGGCCGCCGAAGAGCAACACUCGCUACUUUACCCAGUGCUGCCACUCAGCGUCACAGUUUGGAUGAGCCACGAAUCAAGAUGGCAACUUGGGAGGAGGGACAUGAGGAAGAUGCCGUUUCAUCGUCAGGUAUCGGUAUUGCACUAUCCAGCCCAACCCAGCCAACUCCCAAACACGACAAACGUAGAUCAAGAAGUGCAGACGCUCUGCAUAACCUUUUCAAGGAGCGUGCUUCAAGCGAUAGGGGCAGAAGUGCAGAGAUCAAGUACUGGAGGGAAAGUUACAUGUCAGGUAGCAUCUACAGCAGACCGGACACGGCCAGAACAGUAGACAGCACUCCGGAGACAGCAAAGACGAUGGAGACCAUUCGCAGCGUACAGAUGAAUGAGCCUACCAUUCAGGAGCCAGACACGGAAUCUUUCAACGAGAUGAGUGCUACGCUGGUACAAGCAGAUGAUCCUCAGACGCCAACACCUGUGGCAGAAGAGCGGGCACAUGAUGAGCAUGAUGAUGGCCUCCCCACAGUCAUAGCUUUCAACUUUGGAAAUCUCAAAGCUGCGGUACUCGAUGCACCAGCAGAGUCCACUGUAGAGCAUCGCCAAUCGACGGAGAUUUCAGCACCACCCGCCCCACCAGUUCGAAGCCAGAACCGCAUCUCACUGGAGGAUCGCGUUAACCACCUGGAAUCCAGGUACUCCAACCUCGAAUCCAUGACACGGCGUGUCUCUUCGCGCAACAAUCGGGAAACCAUCAUUCUAGAGAAUGCACCCAGGAACCUGCGAUCUCGAAACAGGAGCGUAUCUGCAUCUGCCACUGGAUCACGGUCUCAUUCCCGAUCCGCGCCCAGCAUUCAUCAAGAGCCCAUGCGGCACAGCGUCGAGACAGUAGAUACGGACUAUGCCCCUGGCUCACCAACGCACGUUUCAAUGCCAAUUACCGUUGGCGAGGACAGCGCAAAGACCCUCCGCUACGUAUGCGAAGCGCUCAAACACGAGCGUAGUGCGCGUAAAGCUCUCGAAACCCAAGUCCGAACACUCCAACACGAUGUUUCCGACUUACACGCGCUCGUAAACAAGCUCAUUCGACAACAAGCCUUUGACGAUGCAGCCACACCUGAUGUAUGGGCCACGCCGAAAGAAGAGGGUUUCGCUAAUCAUGGUGAUUUCUUCAGCGGUAGUGAGCAUGAGAGGACAAGGAGCUUCAUUUGA
Pyrenophora tritici-repentis Pt-1C-BFP is the source of this 2046-nucleotide messenger RNA. NCBI's taxonomy places the organism in Eukaryota, Fungi, Ascomycota, Dothideomycetes, Pleosporales, Pleosporaceae. The record is from RefSeq and is a predicted model, not a curated record.